GCGUCCUGCGCCGCGCCGCUGCGCGACCGCGGCGUCGCCGUCGAGUUCCUCGACGCCGUCACCGCGGCGGCCUGCGGCGCCCGCGCCUGCGCCGCCUACGCCGUCCACGAGGGCUUCGCGCUCGGCGACGACGCGCUCGACGCCCUGGUCGACGCGUGGCACGCCGGCGGCAACGCGGCCGUCGCGCGGUCCGCGCUGGAGCGCUACUACGGCCGCGGCGUGCUGCCGGCGGAGGUCGCCUGCGCGCGGUCGCACGUCGCCGCCUGGCGCCGCGCGGCGGCGCGCUUCGCCGACGACGCGGCGCUCGAGAAGGUGCUCGUGCUGGAAGACGACGCGGUGCCGUGCCUCGGCCCGGUCCGCGCGGCCGAUUGGGCCGGCGUCUACGGCGCCGCGUGGGCGGCCCUCGUGGCGCGCCUGGCCAAAACAACACUCCCAAGCGACGUCGACCUCCUCUACGUCGGCCGCCACCGCCUCGGCCCCGACGGCGGGCCGGCCGGCGCGGUCUGCUACCCGGCGGGCUUCUCGUCGUGCCUCCACGCCUACGCGCUGACGCGGCGCGGCGCCGCGCGCCUCGACGCGAUCAGCGGAAACUUCCUCCGGCGCGUCGUCCCCGCCGACGACUUCGUGCCCGCGCUCUGCGGCGUCCACCCGCGGCGCGACCUCCGGUGUAUCCGGCUCGGGCGGCCCGACGACGCGGCGACGUCGCUGCCCCUCAUCGCGGCGGCCCCGCACGCGGCCGGCGACGCCCUCGAGGACGGCGAGGACGUCGAGCUGUCCAAGUCGCGGCCCGGGAGCCGGCGGCGGCGGCGGCCGCGGUCGCGGGCCGCCGCGAAGCCGUCGGAGGAGGGCGCGCUCGCCGCCCGGGGGCCCGAGGCCAAGGUCUCGGCGACGCUCGCGGCGGCGCGGACCGACGCGGGCCGCGUGGCCCUCAUCGAGCGCCUCGAGGAGUACGAGCGGAAAUUCCAGGCCAUCCCGCGGGAGUUAAGGGCGACGAACUACGUGCGGCUGAACGAGCGCGUCGAGUACCCGCGCGAGGUCAGCGAGAAGAAGCGCGCGUCGCAGGAGGCGCGGCUCGCGCGGCGCUGCCGGGCCAUCGCCGCGCGCAACGUGCUCGAGGAGCGCGCCGUGACGCGGCUCCACAUGGAGACGCGGGAGCUGCGGGACGUGCGCCGGCUUCGGGCCGAGGAGCUCGCGCGGACGGUGAGCCGCAUGGCGCGCUACGAGGGCGCGAACCGGUCGAAGAACUUCCUCCGGGCCGUCAAGGCCGCGGCCUGGACGGAAAAAAUGCACCGGAUUUUAGAGCGGAAGCGGCGCACGCGCGACAACCUGCGGGUCAUGCGCGCGACGCUGCUCAUGGUCCGCUUCAUCCGAAAGACGAACAAACGCCACGGCCUCGACCGCGCGGUCGACUGCGUGCUCUACGUCGCGACGCUCCUCAAGGCGCAGAACGGCUUCCGCAUGGCCUGCAAGAAGUUGUGCUAUUGCGUGACCUUCACGCAGCGCCACUGGCGGAAGCGCGCGAAGUCGUGCGACGCGCACGUGAAUUUGUGCGCGACGCAGUGA
Messenger RNA from Aureococcus anophagefferens, 1563 nucleotides. RefSeq lists its product as hypothetical. The record is from RefSeq and is a predicted model, not a curated record. The transcript is spliced from 2 exons. The annotation marks the transcript as partial. NCBI's taxonomy places the organism in Eukaryota, Pelagophyceae, Pelagomonadales, Pelagomonadaceae.